Molecule: messenger RNA, 3372 nt
Organism: Rhodotorula toruloides NP11
Lineage: Eukaryota; Fungi; Basidiomycota; Microbotryomycetes; Sporidiobolales; Sporidiobolaceae
Product: ubiquitin interacting motif protein
Exons: 3
Coding region: 1-3372 (1123 amino acids)
Source: RefSeq, a predicted model, not a curated record
AUGGCUCCGUCGUCUGGCAUGACACGCUUACAGCACAUGCUCAACCCCCCGCACACCCAGCCACAACAACCGGGCGCACCUCCGCCGACAACUCGCUCACAAUCGCUCGUCGACGUCGGCCGCUCGCUCAAACAGCUCGUGCAGGACGAAUGGGCACGGUCGAGCCAUUCUCGUGACGAGGACCCGCUCCCACCGCCUCUCCGCCCACAGACAGGCUCGUCCCAACGAAGCUCAUCCGUCCCAUCAUCGCGCCGCUCGAUCCCAACCGUCUUUGCAGGCUUGAAACCGGCGUACCUCCCACCUUCGCCGCCUCUCUCGCCCGAGACGCCGCAGAUGGGGUUUGCGCCGCCGCCUGGGCUGCCUCCGCAGGGGGAGAAGGUCAGAGGGAGUGCGAUAGAGACGGAGGAUGAGGAUGCGGCGAUGAGGGUCGCCGUGCAGGCGAGCUUGAGGGACGCGCCGCAGGCCACUCCUCCGGCCGUACGGGACGAGUUGGAGGAAGCGCUCGCCACAUCGAAAGAGGAAGAGGCCGCCCGCCAACAGCGCAUCUCGGCACAAGAACAAUCCGACCUCGACGCCGCUUUGCUCGCCUCGUCGCAAACUCAACACGCUCGUGCUCCCUCGACCCUCCCAUCUCGCACAGCCUACCUCCCCCGCCUCUCCUUCGAAUUCGACUCUGACCCGCCUCCCUCCUUCCUCCCAACCGAAUCGGCCCCCUCCGCCUAUCCAGCCGAGAAAUCCCUUCUGUUCCCUCAAGGACGCCCAGCACUCCCGCCUGGUGCUGCGGCGGCGUGGGACGACGAGAGCAGGGAGAUGGAGAUGCUUGCGCUUGCGAUCAGGAUGUCGGAGGAGGAGGAGAGAGAGAGGAAGAGGUUGGAGGAGAGGGAGGUCGAGGAGGUUGUGAGGCGGAUUGAGGGCGAGAGCGCGAGUGCGGGAGGGUCGACGGACGAAGAGGGGAGCUCGACGGGCCAUGAGGGGAGGAAGAAGGGAAGAAGAAGGUCGUGGGUUCAGCCGCCGCUGGCUUCCUCCCUUUCGCGGACUUCUUCGCCGCCUCUUCCGCCGGCCCCUCCUGCACAAGCUCCUCCAAGACCCGCCGCGCCGAAAGAGACGAUGUCGGCGACGACGAUGGCAAGCUACCGCACCGCGCCCGAGACGCCAUUCAGCAACCUCACGCGCAUCGGCUCCGCGGAGAGUCAGGCUUCGACGGCCUCGGAAACGCACCCGCCGCCUCCUCGUCGCGCACCUCCUCCCCCUCCCGCACCACAACGACUUCCCCCAACUCCACCCGACACACCUCAAGUUCCGCAAUCCUCCACCCUCCCCGCUCCUCCUGCCGUUCCCCCUCGCCCACACCCACCUCCCGGACCCUCGUCCGCCUCUUCUCACCACCUCUCAGUCAGCACCGACUCGACGCGCGACUCGGGCUCGCCACUCGAGAUGCCUUACCUCACUCCCUCGAGCUCGUUGCGCAGCUCGAAUCGCGCCGAGAGGGAGGCGAGACCUGCGAUUGCGGGGUUCUUUGAUGAGGUUAUUGAUGCUGAGGGGGCGGAGCGGGAGAGGAGGGUGAGCGGGUCGACGAGUCGGUCGAUUGACGAGGAGGAGGAAGAGGGCUUGACGUCUGCUUUGUCGGUUCGCAACCCCGACUCGCGCCAAUCUACUCUGAGCUCAACCACCUCCACCUCGUCCUCCUCGUCUUCCGCCUCCGCCGCUGCGCCAAACCCAGACCCAACCUGGGACCCCUCGGACCUGCCCGUCUUCCCCUCGGCCUCAAUGGGCAUCUCAGCCUAUGCGAACCGCUCAAUGUCGGCUAUCGACGAGGCGACGGAGCCGGCUUCGAGUAUUGGUGGGGGAGGGGAGGAGAGCAGGCAGGGGAGCUUCCCGAGCACGGUUUCGGUUGAGCCGGCCGAGGGAGCGAGGAGUGAGGGGGAGUGGUUGAGGGGUCUGGGGGGAGCAGAAGGCGAAAGGGGAGGAGUGCAAGUGGGAAGGUCGCCUGAACCGACGGCGGGUUCGUCCCUCGACACGCCUGCGACGCCCGUCGCUCCUGCGCCUCCUCGCAGGACAGACUCGGCCACGCCCAUCCCGCCCGUCACGCACGCCGACGGCAUGCGCUUCGGCUACCCCGCCGAGUGCGCCCACCAACUCGGCCAUGUCUGUCCGCAAGACGGCUUGUCGAACCAAGGCGCCGUGCCCGAGGCGAUCGAACUCGGCACUUCGGCGUCGUCAGCGGGCGAGAAGCGCGAUAGCUGGGCUAUCGAGGCGCAGUCGUGGGUUGCGCUGCUGAGGUCGCUCAUGUGGUACGGGGACACGACGGUCGUCGCUUCCGCCGCCGACAUCGCCGCCAGUGCGACUGCCCGAUGCGCGGCGAACGCCUCGCUCGAGUUUCGACCCGACGACGAAGGUCUCCCAGUCGUUCGACUCAUCAUCUCGCUGGUCCCGCCGCACGAGUCAACUCUCCGACUUGCCGCUCACCGCGAGUUGAGCGUUCAGAAGGCCAACGUCGCCGACUCCUCCGCCAAGGGGAAGGGCAAGGCUCGCGCAUCAACCACGGCUCCGCAAAUGUCCUUCCACCUCCCCGACGUCCUCCACCUCCCGACGCGCCUCUCCAGUCUCGCGAUUCAGCUUUACUCGCUCCGUCACCUCGCCUCUAUCGCGCGCGCUACGCAGCCAGCCAAGUCACCUCCGCCUCCGUCGCUCGGCUCGUCGGGCGAAGUGGAGGGUUACGCUGCCCUGCGCGAGUUGGCAGACGCAAUCGCGCUCCUCGCCAAGGCUGCGCAUGACCGGCACGCGUCUGCACCAGCUUCUUCGACAGGCGCGGAGACGCAGACGAGCGCUCCGCAGACGCCCUCACCGUUCGCUGGAACGUCCACCGCUCCAGGUGGCGCAGGACAACCGCCGAUGCUCGGUCGCGCUACUCGCGAGGAUCAAGCCGAGCGCCUCAUCGACCGAUUGCGCGACCGCCUCCGUCGUCUCAAGCGCAGCAGUCCAGCGUCGACUCCAUCUGUCCCGCCCACCGCCGACGGGAGCAGCGCAGACUACGACGAAGAGCACGCUCGCCCGAGCUUCACGAGCCGGUUUUCGUCAACCCAGCACGGUUCGACGGGCGCUGAUGGGCGAACGCGGCUCGUCAAGCCUCCGCCGCCGUCGAGGGUGACGCAGGUGCCGAGGAGCGAGCGAGUGUUGAUUGCGCAGGCGAACGACGAAGUUGCGCGAGCGCCGCCUGAGGUCGAGCAAGGUGGAGCAACUACGCCUCAAGCAGAGCUGGAUCGACCGCCCCUUCCGCCGAGGGACACGAGGAGGAGCGAGCAGGCUGGACGGGCGAGGAGCGGGAGCGUGCCGACGGAGAUGAGGUACAUGCCGGUUCUCGGAGCGCGCUGA